Molecule: messenger RNA, 901 nt
Organism: Gloeophyllum trabeum ATCC 11539
Lineage: Eukaryota; Fungi; Basidiomycota; Agaricomycetes; Gloeophyllales; Gloeophyllaceae
Product: ribosome recycling factor
Exons: 4
Coding region: 1-765 (254 amino acids)
Biological process (GO): translation
Cellular component (GO): mitochondrion
Molecular function (GO): ribosomal large subunit binding
Source: RefSeq, a predicted model, not a curated record
AUGACUUUCUUGCGCCUAGCAAUCCGGCGUACGCUCCCGGGCAUUUCAUUGCAUGGUCAAGCCGCUCGCCUGGCUGUCUCUGUCCGCUUUUACGCGUCGAAAAACAAACAAACGAAGUCAAAGAAUUCCAAAUCUUCCAGCCCGGCCGAAGAAUCGCACUCGAAACCCAAAGGCCCGCUCAACACCUCUGCGCUCGUGCCAGGCUCGCAAGCGAUCCAUUCGUCCCCGGAAUAUGUCUCUACGCAGCAGAAGAUGUCCGCCGCGGUGGACUAUUUCCGCAAGGAGACCUCCGUGCUCGAGAGCCGCGCGAGCGGGCGCGUCAUGCCGUCGCUGCUCGACCCCGUGCGCGUCACGCUGAAGGACGGCGAGCGCGUGAAGCUGGACGAGGUUGCGACGGUGGGCGUACGGGACGGAAGUGUGCUGGUUGUAACCGUUUUCGAGGAGGGCAAUCUCAAACACGUCGAGACCGCUAUUUAUGAUGCGAAGAUCCCCAGCGUCGUGCCGCAGAAGCAAGACAGCCGCACGAUCCGGAUACCCAUACCCAAGCCUACUGUAGAAGCCCGCCAUGCACUCUACACCACCGCCCACCGGCUUGCGGAAGAGUGUCGUGUGCAGAUUCGGAAGCAUCACUCCGCCGCUCUCAAGAAGGGCAAGUUCGACAAGCACUCCAAGGAGAUCGAGGAGUUCCAAAAGCUCACGGACCAGCAGAUCGCGGAGGUCGAUAAGAUUCUGACGCAGAUGAAGAAGAACUUGGGUGUUCGGUGACGCCGAUGCUUAUGUCCAGAACGUGGUUUGGAAGUGGGUCAUAGUGCGAACAGCGGACAUGUCCAAUGUCGUGAACUGAUCCAAGGCAGUCGCUAUGUCUCUUACUUGUACUAAUCUGCGAAUGAUUUGAUUCAAG